GGUGUCAAGAGUGCUGAGCUGGCACCGUCGAAAUCCUGGGUGCAAAUCCAGGCAGCUUCAUGUGAUUUAGAGAAGCGUUUUCAGAUAGAGUUAAGUUGAUGGCAUCUGCCUGGUUCACCAAUGACUGCACACACACAAAAAAACCCUCACGCUAAAUUUGGCCAUGCAUUUCAUUUGGCUGAAUAUCUGACGCAGAGAAUUAAAAGUAUCUAUUUGACUGCCAUAUAGUGUCACUCUUCCUCUGUGUGGCAGGGUGUGGGGGUAAACUGCUGUCCCAACUGCGUUGAAGGGAUCUUAGAGGUGGUUCUGUGAUAUCUUCUUCAAUGGGCUGUUCUCUAACACGGGGUGAUGCACCUUCUCGGUGAGAGAUCUGAAUGGACACCGCCUCGUGACAUGACAUCAGCAGCACAGUCGGGAUAAAAUUCGGUUAGGCAAAAUACAUAUCGUUUGGACAUUCACCUUAUUGUGGGAGGUCGCUAGUACUGAUCCUAUAGAGAGACUGUUCCAGGCCAUGGGAAAUCGGAUUUGACGACACUAGUUCAGGUCCACCAAUGGGGAUGAGUGCUGCCCAUUGCCCAUUUGAGCAGGGAUAACCUUUGACUCAACAACCCCCCCAGCCGGCGUGGGUAUGAGCAGGUUCACGGAGAGGGGUUGUCCCUCUCCGACCGGCUGGUUUCGGAUCAAAUCUCACGGAGAGGGCCUUGCUCACUGUAAAUAUCCCAGUUGCAUACGCACGUGCCAUCAUCACGGGGCUCAAGAUCGGACGCCUGUCACUUGCUCGCUCGACAACUGACGCGCUUGGAGGGGAGGAGUGGACACGUGGGAGGGGCUGCCAGCUGUUCUGUCACUGGUCGCGUUCAGAAGAUCGAGGCUCGGAGCGGUCGGGGCCGAGGGAGCUCUUCAGGAUGGAGUUCUUAAAGUUCUCCGUCUUCUUCGCCGUGUGCUUCAGAGCGGCAGCGUCGUCCACGGUGCCCGUCGCGGAACUCGGUGAAGUCGCCAACUGGGUGAACGAGACGCGGCUGCUGCAGGAUCUCUUCCGUAACUACAACAAAGUCAUUCGCCCCGUCAAGAACUACAAGGACCAGGUGCACGUCGUGGUGGGCAUGCAGCUCAUCCAGCUCAUCAACGUGGAUGAGGUGAACCAGAUUGUGGAGACCAACCUCAGGCUCAAGCAGCAAUGGACGGAUUACAACCUGCAGUGGAAACCGGAGGACUACGGCGGCAUCAAGCAGGUCCGCGUGCCUUCGCUGGACAUCUGGCUCCCAGACCUGGUGCUGUACAAUAAUGCGGAUGGCGACUUUGCCGUUGUGCACAUGACCAAGUUGCUCGUGCAGCACACGGGCAAGGUCGUUUGGAUGCCGCCGGUCAUCUUCAAGAGCUACUGCGAGAUCAUCGUCUCCCACUUCCCGUUCGACGAGCAGAACUGCAGCAUGAAGCUCGGCACCUGGACUUACGACGGCAGCAAGGUCACCAUCAAGCAGGAGAGCGUCCACCAGGACAUGAGCAACUUCAUGGAGAACGGAGAGUGGGUGAUGAAGGAAUACCGCGGCUGGACCCACUGGGUGAACUACACCUGCUGCCCGGGGAAGCCCUACCUCGAUAUCACGUACCACUUUGUGAUGCAGCGGCUGCCCCUUUACUUCAUUGUCAACGUCAUCAUCCCCUGCCUGCUCUUCUCCUUCCUCACCGGACUCGUGUUCUACCUGCCCACGGACUCAGGUGAAAAGAUGACGCUGAGCAUCUCGGUGUUGCUGUCCCUCACCGUGUUCCUGCUCGUCAUUGUGGAGCUCAUCCCGUCCACGUCCACGGACGUGCCCCUCAUCGGGAAGUACAUGCUCUUCACCAUGAUCUUCGUCAUCAUGGCCAUCAUCAUCACCGUCGCGGUCAUCAACAUCCACCACCGCUCGCCGAGCACCCACACCAUGCAGCCCUGGGUCCGCAAGCUCUUCAUCGAGACCAUCCCCGGCAUGAUGUUCUUCUCCACCAUGAAGCGUCCCUCCAAGGAGCGCCAGGACAAGCGCAUCAUGGGCGAGGGGCUGGACAUCUCUGAGAUCUCGGGGAACCAGGAGCCGCCGGGCCAGGUUUACCACUCCGCGAUCACGCGCAAUGCCGACGUGCGGGCCGCCAUCGAGGGCAUCAAGUACAUUGCGGAGCACAUGAAGGGCGACCAGGAGUCGAGCAACGCAGCGGAGGAGUGGAAGUUCGUGGCUAUGGUCCUGGACCACAUCCUGCUGGGCUUCUUCAGCCUGGUGUGCGUCAUCGGCACCAUCGCCGUGUUUGCGGGACGCCUCAUCGAGCUCAACAUGAAUAAAUAGAGCCCCGGCCCUGCAGGGCGCCAGCAGCAGCAGCGGCAGGGGCGGUGGUGGCAGCCAAAAAAAUCCGUGUACGCCCCAUGCGGCGACGAGUCGGAUUGGUUCCGACCGCAGCCGUGGCCAAUGUGGACUGUUGACCUGAUUUCGAAACAAGAGUCUUGAUCUAAAUGCACUGGUGUGGUGUGUGUGUGUCGUGGUUGUCGCGCGUCCUCUGGUGAAACACGUGGAUUUCCACGGUGUUGGGUGGUUUACUGACCCGUGGCUUGUCGAUGUAGAUUAUUACCCGGGUUGAUGCACGAUCAGCGUGAAGACCUUCCGAGCGAUGAGCUGCUCACUGGGGUCAUGUCCUGUAACUGUGCAGGAGACCUCACAGAUGUGUAGAAAUAGCCCGUGGCUCCUGUACGCUCAGCUGUGCUGUGUGAAUGGUGCGUCCGGGCGUUUGGCCAUUGUCUCAGGGUCCCACAGUUGUCGUUGAGGAUUCACAUUAUGACCCUAGCAUUACCCUGUAAUUCACCUCUUUAUCACAUGGUUAAUUUCAAAACCAAAAAAAAUGUGUUAAUGUGUUUUACCAAAAAAAUAAACUGAUACUGUAAAUGUGCUUA
Molecule: messenger RNA, 2914 nt
Organism: Petromyzon marinus (sea lamprey)
Lineage: Eukaryota; Metazoa; Chordata; Hyperoartia; Petromyzontiformes; Petromyzontidae
Gene: CHRNA1
Product: cholinergic receptor nicotinic alpha 1 subunit
Biological process (GO): monoatomic ion transmembrane transport
Cellular component (GO): postsynaptic membrane
Molecular function (GO): transmembrane signaling receptor activity; acetylcholine-gated monoatomic cation-selective channel activity
Source: RefSeq, a predicted model, not a curated record